AUUACAUCUCCUUAACAUAAUCAAAAUAUCUGGGAGUAACCCUGCGCUAGCGCUCACAGAUAAUAAAACAUGGUUACGCAGCGUGAUAGAGAAUUGUUCAGGGAUGAUAUUCGCUCUCGAGGAACGAAGCUCAAUGCUGCUGAGCGCGAGAAACUGCUAAGGCCAUAUCUGCCAGACCCGUCUGAUCUUCCACGCAGACCAACUCAGCGGCGCAAGAAGGUUCCUCGAAAGACACCAAUACGGACGUUUAUCAAGUCGCAGCUGCAUCUACUCACAUACGCCGUUGUUCACAUCAUCUUUGGGAUUUUUUCUCGUCUUAUUUUGAGCUACCAUGCUGUUGUGGAUCGAAUCUUCGCCAUCGUCUAUUACCAUCACCGAACACCAGAGUUACUACGAAAGGAUGUGAAAGGCUUGAAGCGCUUACCCGAACAUCUGAGCGUCAUAUUAUCACUACGCAAAGAAGACGAUGCCCUAGCAAUCUUGAUGGAUGAAGUGGCGGAACUUUCAGCCUGGAGCGUGAGUUCUGGGAUACCUGUCCUAAGUGUCUACGAGAAGACCGGUAUCUUGAAGUCCUGCAUCCCCGUCCUUCACCAAGCUAUCACGAGCAAGUUGUCAUCUUACUAUGGGUCUCCGGCGCAGCAACCUACACUGCGGCUGUUUGCUCCUCACCACCCUAUCUAUAAUACACAGCAAGAUGUUCCGCCGUCUGACAGACACAACGCCAGUUCUCUCACAGUGCUUCUCCUGUCUGCGACUGAUGGCAGGGAAACGUUUGUUGACUUGACCAAGACCUUGGCGGAGAUGUCCCAAACUGGUAAAUUGUCCCCAGAGGACAUUACUAUGGAAUUGGUCGAUGCAGAGAUUAGUGAGAUCACCACUCAGCCAACCCAACCGACAGCACCUGUCAAUCAAGGCAGCACAAGAAUGGGCCUCAGCCGUAAUGCCUCCCUAGUGAAGCCUGAGCCUGAUCUUCUGCUUGUUUUUGGUCCGUUCUUGAAGUUGGAUGGAUACCCGCCUUGGCAUAUCCGCCUCACCGAAAUGUACUGCACCGGCGGUAGGAAUAGUGGGAUAACGAAUUCCGACGAGGCUGUUGAGUACCACGGGUUCCUCAGGGGCCUCUGGCACUACGCCGGCGCUCAGAUGAGGUUUGGCCGUUGAUGGCAAUACCUUUCCUCGUGACUGUCCAAAGUGACCCUUAUUAUAUACUGGAGUCUUAUUCCAUGAUCUAUUAAUUGAAAGAGAGUAAGCAGGCACUAGUCUCAGCAUAUCUAUGAAUGGAUAAUCGUAUUAUACGUUCCCGAGAAUAAGAUACGUGGGGUGCGAGAAUCGAAUAGACAUGGCAAUAACUGGUAAUG
Messenger RNA from Aspergillus neoniger CBS 115656, 1355 nucleotides. RefSeq names its product ditrans,polycis-polyprenyl diphosphate synthase. Lineage: Eukaryota; Fungi; Ascomycota; Eurotiomycetes; Eurotiales; Aspergillaceae. Gene Ontology annotation, molecular function: ditrans,polycis-polyprenyl diphosphate synthase [(2E,6E)-farnesyl diphosphate specific] activity. Gene Ontology annotation, cellular component: endoplasmic reticulum membrane; dehydrodolichyl diphosphate synthase complex. The coding region runs from base 70 to 1158 and encodes 362 amino acids. The transcript is spliced from 2 exons. The record is from RefSeq and is a predicted model, not a curated record.